AUAUAUAUGUUACACAGUUUACACACACAUUAUUAAUUUUAAAAAAAAUCAUAACAAACACUAUUGAAAUUUCCAUAUAACAAAACCAAACCAGUAGACUUUUCAAAAGAAAAAAAAAAGAGCUAGAUCAUAAGCAGCAGCUGCCGUUAAUGGGUCAUUGCUGCAGCAAAGACGCCGUUGUAAAAGACGAAAAUACCCCUGGAUCCACCGUCCAAAAUCACCACCACCACCCACAACCACCUCGCCGGAGUCCAAAACCCAGAACCCCAUCUCCGGCAGUCAACGGUGGUGGGAGGUCAAACACCACAACCCCAAGUCAUUCUUUCACCGGCAGCCCAUGGGGACAGACUUACCCUGCCGGAAUACCUCCGACGCCGUCUCCGGCGAGGACUCCAAGACGGAUGUUCAAAUGGCCUUUCCCACCUCCUUCUCCGGCGAAGCCCAUCAUGUCUGCCCUUUUGAAACGGCAGAAGACGGCAGCUAUACCGGAAAAUGACGGUGGAGCUGGCGGCGGCGGCGGCGGUGGUGGUGAGGUGAAUGGUAACGGUAACAGAGAAUUGGAUAAAAGUUUUGGAUAUAGUAAGAAUUUUGGGUCAAAAUAUGAGCUGGGUAAAGAAGUUGGGAGAGGGCAUUUUGGUCAUACUUGUUGGGCCAAAUGUAAAAAAGGACCUCUAAAAAAUCAUCCUGUUGCUGUUAAAAUCAUUUCUAAAUCCAAGAUGACAACAGCGAUAUCGAUUGAAGAUGUACGUAGGGAGGUGAAGUUAUUGAAGGGUUUAUCUGGACAUCAACAUAUGGUCCAGUUUCAUGAGGCAUUUGAGGAUGAUCAGAGUGUAUAUAUAGUUAUGGAACUGUGCGAAGGGGGAGAAUUGCUUGACCGCAUUUUAGCCAGAGGUGGAAGAUAUACCGAAAAUGAUGCAAAAUCAAUAGUUGUUCAAAUUUUGAGUGUAGCUUCUUUUUGUCAUCUUCAGGGUGUUGUGCACCGUGAUUUAAAGCCGGAGAACUUCCUUUUCAGCACACGAGACGAAGAAUCGCCAAUGAAGGUUAUAGAUUUUGGUUUAUCUGAUUUUGCUAGACCAGACCAACGACUCAAUGAUAUUGUUGGCAGUGCAUACUAUGUAGCGCCAGAAGUACUCCACCGGUCAUACAAUGUGGAGGCUGACAUUUGGAGUAUCGGUGUUAUAACAUAUAUAUUAUUAUGUGGGAGUCGACCCUUCUUUGCUCGGACAGAAUCCGGAAUAUUCCGAUCCGUAUUGAGGGCUGAUCCUAAUCUUAAUGAUUCGCCUUGGCCUUCCGUAACUCCUGAAGCCAAAGAUUUUGUCAAGAGACUUCUCAACAAGGAUCAUAGGAAAAGAAUGACUGCUUCUCAAGCCUUGACUCACCCUUGGUUAAGAGAUGAAGACCGUGCAGUCCCGUUAGACAUUUUGAUAUACAAGUUAGUCAAGUCAUAUCUUCGAUCUUCACCUUUAAAGCGUGCAGCAUUGAAGGCACUCUCGAAAGCUUUGACUGAGGAUGAACUUGUUUACUUGAGAGCUCAGUUUGAUCUCUUGGAACCAAAAGAUGGAUAUGUUUCUCUUGACAAUUUUAGAAUGGCUCUUGUGAAACAUUCCACUGCCGCCAUGAGAGAAUCAAGGGUUCUUGAUAUAUUGGAUACAAUGAAACCCCUUACAUACACUCGGAUGACAUUUGAAGAGUUCUGUGCCGCUGCAAUUAGCCCACAUCAACUUGAGGCGCUUGAAGGAUGGGAGACCAUUGCCACUACGGCAUUUGAAUUUUUUGAACUAGAAGGAAACCGAGUCAUUUCAGUAGAUGCAUUAGCACAGGAAAUGAAUGUGGGGCCAACGGCACACGCAGUACUGAAGGAUUGGAUAAGAAGUACAGAUGGAAAACUCAACUUUCUUGGCUAUGCUAAGCUUUUACAUGGUUUGACAAUUCGUAGCUCGAACACAAGGCAUCAUUAAGAAAACUAAGACUAAAUAGGUGAUUCAUGUUUGUUUAUUCUUAAUUUAUUUCCGAUGCAUAAACAAAAAAAGAUAGGGCAAGCGUCAUCGCCCAUGAGAUGACUGAUAGCAUGUUAUUAACUUUUGUGGUUCUUGUCAAAAUUGAUUUGUUGUGAACUUGUUUUAAAAAUCUGUAAAGGUCAAUUAUUUUUUUCC
Messenger RNA from Erigeron canadensis, 2153 nucleotides. RefSeq names its product CDPK-related kinase 6-like. The record is from RefSeq and is a predicted model, not a curated record. The coding region runs from base 150 to 1958 and encodes 602 amino acids. Gene Ontology annotation, molecular function: calcium-dependent protein serine/threonine kinase activity; ATP binding; calcium/calmodulin-dependent protein kinase activity. The transcript has 11 exons. NCBI's taxonomy places the organism in Eukaryota, Viridiplantae, Streptophyta, Magnoliopsida, Asterales, Asteraceae. Gene Ontology annotation, biological process: protein autophosphorylation; intracellular signal transduction; peptidyl-serine phosphorylation. Gene Ontology annotation, cellular component: cytoplasm; nucleus.